This is a messenger RNA of Colletotrichum truncatum, 3387 nucleotides long. The record is from RefSeq and is a predicted model, not a curated record. NCBI's taxonomy places the organism in Eukaryota, Fungi, Ascomycota, Sordariomycetes, Glomerellales, Glomerellaceae.
AUGUCUGAAUUAUCGUCAAGUGCUAAAGCUACCCGGAGCGGAGGUUUACAGCAAAUUCGUGUCGGGCCGAAAGUUGGAACGCUUGUGCUCGCUGUCGGUGGAGUUGGGACAACUCCUCCUGAGCAUUGGACCAAUACGAAAGGCGAGCUGUGGCUUAGCACGCUAAACAUACCCGACAUUGGGAUUCUGUCCUUUCCAAACAGACUUGCAGCAAAUGGUGUCCUCUCCGGGAGGGAAGUGGAAGACGAGGGCGCUUCUCUUCUCGCAGAAUUGCGCCGUCUCGCCGAAGAUGAAACCGUGAUUCGAGCUCCAAUUGUGCUGGUGGCACAUAGUUUAGGAGGGCUGGUGGUGAAAAGGGCUAUUUGUCUGGCAAAGCAAAGCCCAAAGGCUUAUCGCGAUGUUAUGCGCAGAACUGGUGGCUUCAUUUUCAUGGGAUGUCCGCAUUCAUCGUCUCGAGAUUUGGAAGAUUGGUUCGGAGUUGAAAGUAUUCUACAGAAAUUUACCAAAGGGAGGAAGAACGCCCUCGACCCGCAGUGUGUUAAGAGUUUGGCUGCUGACUGCGACAACUUCCGAGUCAUCCUAGCUGAAGAUGAGAAGAGAGUUCUGACGGUGAGCGAAAAGAAAGGAAUGAGCAAACAAGUGAUUGGAAAGAAAAUUAUAUUUGUUGACAAAGAUUCGGCAACCAUUGGCCUCAAAUAUGAGACAGUAAUUGAGGAUAAUUCUAAUCACCGAGACCUUUGCCUGAUGUCUGGGAGUAACGAAACUCUCGAUAAGGCUCUCGAAUUCCUUUAUCCAGUACUGAAGGAUACUAGAACGGCUAUCGCAAAGGAGUCUCCGCAAUACAUCAGACCACCCGUUUUCGACCUAUCUACCGUUAGAGACUCAAGCAGUGAUGAAGAAGAUUCUGCUGAGGCCGCAGAUAAAUCUGUGUCCGGCCGGUAUCCACACCGUAACCCCAAUCAGACUAUAACAGCACCAUCAGAACUAGCUUCUUCAACCAACCGCGAAUCAUGGACUAGAGACGCAACCACAGGAAGUGAUAGGGUCAAUCCAGAUCUCAUCUCUGCCCUCAAAGAUUUUACUAUCGAACAACGGGACCCUAUUCUGCCCUGCAGGUACACGCCAUUGCCAAGAGAUCCCGUUUUCUCCGGUCGUGAGGAUACGCUAGCAACCAUUCGCCAAGUACUUAUAACUUCAGCACACGAGUCAGAAGAUGGGUCCAAUAGCUCGCUAAGCGAUAUAUCCUUACCGCUGAAUGUUUAUUCUCUCUGUGGUCCGGGUGGAAUGGGUAAAACGUCCAUUGCCAAUGAAUUUGUUCACAGGUAUUCAGCGGAAUUCGAUGCUGUGUUCUGGGUCGCAGCGGACGAAGAAACAAAACUCUUCAACAGCUUUAGAGAGAUUGCUCUGAAGCUCGGCAUCAUUACAGCCACCGAUGGCAAAGACCUGCCAGCAAUCCGAGAAACGCUCUUAGCAUGGCUCGCAAACCCUCUUAAAUCUUAUGAACACAUGGACCACGUCAAACCCGAGAGAGCAUCUUGGUUGAUCAUAUUCGACAAUGUAGAACGCGCCGAUACACUUGAGGACUUUUGGCCCAAAGAUGCUGCGGGCUCCGUCCUGGUUACCUGUCGAGACCCCUUGGUCAAAAGAUCCAUCUACUUGAGAAAUACUGGCAUAAUUGUUCCUGAGCUGUCAUUGGACGAAGGUGUAACUUUGCUUUUGCGGCUCACUAGCCGUGAUAGCGAUCAGUAUGACAUAAAGCAGGCACCUGAGGUUGUUCGAACCUUGGGCAGAUACCCCCUUGCCAUUGCCCAGAUGGCUGGUGUCAUACUAGCACGAGACCUCAGUUUUGACGAAUUUCUGGAAUUGUAUUCUGAGAAGUCCGAACGAAAAGAAAUGCUUGGAAUCUCAGAAGGUCAAUCAGCUUCUCUCCGCAGGUACAAUCAGACACUCGGCACCGUCUGGGCCCUAGACGACUUGAAAGAAGGCAAAGCAUUGUUAGAAGUGAUAUCGUUUCUCGACCCAGACAAGAUACCGGAAUCACUUUUGGAAAAGAAUCCAGCGUGCACAGAUUGGUACCGCUAUCCUAAGACGGCAUUGGAAUAUUCUAAGGCUCGUGCCGAGCUUCUUUCCAGGUCGCUGAUAUACAGAAAUCGGGACAAGAAGACCUUACGUGUCCACCGGCUGGUACAGGAUACGGUGAGAACCGAGAUGGAUGAUGCAACAUACAACGAGGUAUACUCCAGGGUGCUGGACAUGCUUGGUGCUCGGUGGCCGAGAGUUUUCAAAGGCUUUGGCAACGUACAAACAGACUGGCAAAAGAAUGCAGAGCUGUGGCCACACACCCUCUCUCUUUUUAAGUAUCGAGAUCGUUUCAACCCUGCUGCUGCUCCCCAUGCAGCUGCAAUCAAGCGGAUGGAUUUCACCCUCGAUAUCUUGAUGUUCAGCAUUGCAGAUUCCCGAUUCAGUGCGUCGCCAGUUUUGAUAACCUUUUUCUCCUUUUUGCGGGACGCAGUGAAAGAGGACGAGCCAAGCUUGGAGCUACAGAUGAUUGACGCUACUUUCCACUACCGUCGAGGAGAACUCGGGUUGCACAUCAACGACCGUGAGCACCCUUUGCCCGACUUCAGUAAAUGUGUCGAACUUCUGGAUAUGUUACUAGAUGACGACGCCAAGAGGUCUGAUUCGUUCUAUGGAGUCACGGUGAAUGAGCUUGGUUGUGCGUACUUGAUGAACUGGGACGACGAGAAUGGGCUGGUUGAAUUCGAGAAAGCAACUGCCAUUCUGAAGAAUCUGAAAAAGCCCUCAGCACAGGAGACUACAAUGGCACAGAUUAAUGAAGGAUUUGUACAUGGUUACCUUGGUCGCUACGAAGAAGCUUCGCAGAUCUUCGAUAUGGCAUUGAAGGAUCGUUAUCGAGAGCUUGGUGAGGAUGAUGCUUCCUCUUUUGUAAACGGAAAGCUGUUCCUAGGCUGGGGAAAUAUUCUUGCUGCACAGGGUCGACUUGACGAAAGCUUUAGACUACAUAUCAAAUGUCUCGAGCAUUACAAGCGUUCCGUCGGCAAUCUUCACCAUCGAACCGGCGACGGCUGUGUGAAGGCUUCGGAUCAUUUUGCUCGCACAGGAGACGGUCCUACGGCGCUUGCAUUACUUGACCAAGCCCUCAAGAUCUUCGACCUCGACUCGUAUCACAGACCAGAAGCUGCUAGAGCUCACUACAAGAAGGGAAACAUUCUCAAGAAGACUGACAGAGAAGCAGAAGCCAAAAAAGAACUAGAUAUGGCUCUUGAUAUUUUCAACAGCGUUGUCCCUCCUGAAGACCGCGUUGGAAGCAUCGAUGAAUUGGAUGACGAGGAUUUUGAUCACUGGAUCAUGUUUUGGUCCCGCUGA